Messenger RNA from Cynara cardunculus var. scolymus (artichoke), 1558 nucleotides. RefSeq names its product pentatricopeptide repeat-containing protein At1g61870, mitochondrial-like. The coding region runs from base 23 to 1249 and encodes 408 amino acids. Lineage: Eukaryota; Viridiplantae; Streptophyta; Magnoliopsida; Asterales; Asteraceae. The transcript is spliced from 2 exons. Gene Ontology annotation, molecular function: protein binding. The record is from RefSeq and is a predicted model, not a curated record.
GAACUUCAAUCUUUCAAAAUCAAUGGCUUCAGUUGCCAGGUUUCGAAUACUGAACUCAUGUAAUCGUCGCAUUUUGUUUUCAAUUUAUCAAAUUCAAGCUCGUCAUUUUUCAUCAAUCCUAAAUCCGGACUCCACCACUCCUCUCUCCAGCAAAGAGAAAUCACGGGCCGCUCUUUCUCUCCUCAAAUUCGAGAAAAACCCAGAACGGAUUAUUGAGAUCUGCCGAGCAGCUUCACUCACGCCGGAAUCCCAUCUCGAUCGCCUUGCCUUUUCAAUCGCCAUUAAGAAGCUCACCGAAAUGAAUUACUUCGAGGGUAUCCGCAAUUUCAUUGACGAGUUGCUUAAAACCCGACCAGAUUUAAACAACGACAAGUUCAUCUCUGACGCUAUUGUUUAUUAUGGUCAAGCUGGGUUGUUGAACAAUGCAUUCCAACUGUUUGAUAAAAUGCCCCAACUGGGUGCUGCUCAAAAUGCAAAAUCUUUAAAUGCUCUGCUUUUUUCUUGUAUGUUGGCAAAAAAAUACGACGAGGUGAAGCGUGUUUAUCUUGAGUUUCCUGGGAAAUAUGGGGUGAAGCCUAAUCUUGACACUUACAAUACUGUGAUCAAGUCUUUUUGUGAGUCAGGUUCAGCGAGUUCAUGUUAUUCUGUGACUGCCGAGAUGGUUAGAAAGAAAUGUAAGCCAAAUGCAGCCUCCUUUGGUACCAUGAUUGCUGGGUUCUACAAAGAGGAAAAAUUUGAGGAGGUUGGGAAGGUGUUGGAAAUGAUGAAGAAGCAUGAAGUGCCUGUAGGGAUUGGAACAUAUAACAUUAGGAUUCAGAGCUUGUGUAAGCUUAAGAAGACCGAGGAAGCUAAGGCUUUGCUUGAUGGGCUUCUGUCAAGGGGUAUGAAGCCUAACUCAGUUACUUACUCUCAUUUGAUUCAUGGGUAUUGCAAGGAGGGUAUUUUGGAUGAGGCCAAGGACUUAUUCAGGAAGAUGAUCGGUGGUGGAUUUAAACCAGAUAGUGAUUGUUACUUUACACUGGUUCAUUAUCUAUGUAAAGGUGGUGAUUUCAAAACGGCAUUGGAGGUUUGCAAGAAGAGUAUAGAGAAGGAUUGGGUUCCCAAUUUCUCAACUAUGAAGUUACUUGUUGAAGGGCUUGCAAACGGUUCAGAGGUUAAUGAGGCAAAGGAGCUUAUUGGACAAAUGAAGGAGAAGUUUCCUAAGAAUGCUGGUAUCUGGGAUGAAGUAGAAGAGAAUUUACCCAAAUAGAGUAUACUUGACAUGGUAUGUGGAUGAUAAUAUGAUAUGUUCUUCAUGUUGCAAUGUACGAGUUAACAUCACUAGAUAUAACGUUUCUUUCUUUGCGAAAGUCUUUUGGAUGAAGUUUUCUGCCUAGUGUCACAAAAGUAAUCAAUGAAACCCAUGUGGGAAUGCUGCAACAUAUAUUCAUUCGGUUCAUGAACUGCUAGUCUUAGAUUUAAAUAAGCCAUGUUUCUCGGAAUGUACACAUUUUCAUUGCCAUUUGUGUACAAAUUUGAGUAUGCUUUUCAUCAACAAAUGUUUCUCGGAAUGUACACA